Molecule: messenger RNA, 5083 nt
Organism: Syngnathus typhle (broad-nosed pipefish)
Lineage: Eukaryota; Metazoa; Chordata; Actinopteri; Syngnathiformes; Syngnathidae
Gene: gpr179
Product: G protein-coupled receptor 179
Exons: 11
Coding region: 1-5010 (1669 amino acids)
Biological process (GO): G protein-coupled receptor signaling pathway
Cellular component (GO): membrane
Molecular function (GO): G protein-coupled receptor activity
Source: RefSeq, a predicted model, not a curated record
AUGUUUCUUCUUUUCUUUUUACUGCCGUCGCUGGUCAGAGGUCAGGUGACUGCAGAUGCCUCUUGGAGAAACGUCAGUGACUCCUUCAACGCCAGCUCUCCGGAAACUCUUGGGUCCACCCCGGACCCGACCGGGCCUUCGUUCAGCACCUCGGAAGCCCCCCUGGAGGAUGACUGGUCACCAGCGGAGACCUUCCUGUACACGGGGGACUCCUCUGUCGUGGGGGCGGCGCGCUGUUCUCGGGCCUACAGCCCCCCCGGGCGGCCGGGCCCGCUUCCGGGCAGCAUGCGGACUUCCCUCCGGCCGGCCCUGGACGCGUUGGCUAACACGGCCAACUUCCUCAACAUGAUCUUCCAGGCCAGCGACUUGCGUGAGAGCUCGGUUCCCGAAGACAUGGAGUGGUACCACGCCCUGGUCCGAGCCCUGCUGGAGGCCGCCGGGCCGAUCCGUCUGGCGCUGCUCACCUUUGACUGCGACCCGACUGGCACUGCCCCCCAGCUGGUGCUCCGGGCCAGCCGCGGCCCCCAAACUGGGGCACCCAGCAUCUUUCUCCAGGACUUAUCCAAGACAUGGGACGGCCUGCACCCGCCCGCCCCGGCCCCGGACGACGGCUGGUUCCGUCGAUUCAAGUUUCCGGACACGGCCCGGCCGCCCGCCCUCGCUAAGCGAGUCCUGCUGAACGACCUGAGCACCUUGGAAACGCCCAAGUGGAGUCGGGGCGACAGCUACGUGAGCAAUGGCAGCGGUGUCCGCUGGGCCGGCGCCCCCUACCUGGACUGCAAAGAUGGCCGCUUCGUACCCAGGUGGAUGCUCACCUUGUCCACCGCCUUCUACGGCCUCAAGCCCGACCUCACCCCCGAGUUCAGGGGUGUGAUCCGCGUGGACGUGGACAUCCAGAACAUGGACGUGGACCAGUGCAGUACCCAGGACGGAUGGUUUGCAGACACGCACCAGUGCAACCGCACCAGCAUGGAAUGUGUGCCGAUUAGCGGGCGAGGUUUCCGGCUGGGUCAGUACUGCUGCCGCUGCAAAGACGGAUACUACGACCCGGACGCGGCCAAUCAAGACGCAGAUGACUUCGGCGCGUGCUACCCGUCCUUGCCGACGUGCGUGCCGUGCUGGCCGGGGUGCGGGCGGUGCCGGGACGGCGCCCCCUGUCGGGUCCAGGAGGACGGACCCUUGAGGGCCGUCGUCAUGGCCGCCCAGGGGACCUUCAUGGUGCUGGUCUUUGUUAGCAUGCUGGCCGCCUACCGACAUCGCAGGAGCAAGCGGAUUCGUGCGUCGGGCCUCCUGCUGCUGGAGGCCAUCUUGUUUGGCUCGCUGCUCCUCUACUUCCCAGUGUUCAUCCUCUACUUCAAACCCAGCACCUUCAGGUGCAUCCUUCUCCGCUGGGUCCGCAUGUUGGGCUUCUCCAUCGUCUACGGCACGCUCACUCUCAAAAUGUACAGGGUUCUGAAGGUGUUCCUGUCCCGCACGGCCCAGCGAGUUCCUUACAUGUCCAGCCUGCACCUUCUGAGGAUCCUGGGCGUCAUGCUGAUGACGGCCAGCUGGUUCCUGUGCGCCUGGACGGUGAGCGUCCUCCAGAACCGAGACAGGAACAUUCCCGUCAUCGUCAGCACCACCACGGCACAGGGUCAGGGCUUUGACCUUUGCUACCUGGACCGCUGGGACUACAUGAUGGCCGUCGCCGAGCUUCUGUUCCUGUGCUGGGGCAGUUCCCUGUGGACCACCGUCCGGCCGGUACCCUCGGCUUUCCACGAGCCUCGCUACAUGGGCAUCGCCAUCCACAACGAGCUGCUUCUGUCCACCGUCUUCCACCUGUGCCGCUUUUCGUUUCCUUCUCUGCAUCCUGACUGGAUGCUGCUGCUCUCCUUUGCGCACACCCACGUGACCAUCACGGUGACACUCGCGCUGAUCUUUAUCCCCAAGUUCCUGUACAUGAGCAAAGGUGGCAGGGAGGAGAUCGCCGCCGAGGUAUACGAGGACGAGGUGGACCUGCGGCGCUCUUACCUCAACAGCAGCUUUCGCUCGGCCUGGAGCGAACGCAGCGUGGAUCCCGAUGACUUUCGGGACGAACUCAAGAGAUUAUACAUCAAAUUGGAAGUCAACAAAUCCAAGAAGAUGACAGCAAACAACCCCCACCUGCCAAAGAAGCGAAGUUCUCGAUGCGCUUUGGGCCGAUCGCUUAUCAAGCGCAUCGCUGAGAUCCCCCUGAGCCGGCAGUGCAGUCGCGAGGACCGAGACGGAUCCUUCCGGAGCAGGAAUCACUCCGGCUCUUUCAGGAGGACGCCGGAGAACCUCAGCAUCAGAAGUUCCAUGAAAUCCCGAUCCCCGUCUCUACGCAAGUGUGAUCAUUACUACACCCACGAAAGAGAUUCAUCCUCGCGGGAUUCCUCCAGACUUCGGGCUGACGUGGCCAAAAGAUCGUCCCAAAGAUCAGAGACGGACUCUUUAGACAUGCACCCGGCGGUCUGCAAAUCAGUCAGCGCGCAAAAUUUAACCAUCGAUACCAAUUUCUUGCACCUUCCUGAUCACAGCAGGCUUCACAAGUCGUGGAGUCUCACAUCCACUCAUUCCAUGGAGAACAUGUCCAAGGGGACGGGAUCCAAUCUCUCUAUUAGCGAGCAGACCAGGAGCGCUCUGCAGUCAGAGACUUACGACAAAACCGAGGUGUGCCCUUGGGAGGUGGAGCCGGAACAUUCGGGCGAUAAGAGCCAAAAGCGUGUCACCUACGCAAAUUCUCAGGAGGAUGAAUGUCCGUCCUCACCGGUUGCUCUGGUAUGUCCCUGGGACCAUUUUCCACUCACGCAGAACAACCUAUCGCAAGACAAAGGUGACGCCGAGUCCCCCAAAGUCCCGGUCUCCGCCAGUGCGCCGGGUUCUCCGAGAACCAAAGCGGACAAAUAUCAGCGAGUUUUUUCCUUCCGACAUACAACCACCAAGUGGCUCUCUGUCAAAUCCUUCCUGACGUCGGUGGAAGCGGCUAACAAAACAAACAAAGAUGAAGUCCUAGAUAGAGAAGGUUCCCAAAAAAGUGUCUCGUCGUCAUCCAGGUCGUCCGUUCGGCGUCCGAGCGUGGAGAAGAGGGCGCUUCGCAAGAGAAGCAUGACCACGACAGAUGGAAAACCGUGCCUGGUGAAGCAGAACGCCGUGCGACUGUCCUCCGGGGAUUCGUCCGACAGGAGCCCCAGAAGGUUGGUGAUUGUCAGAUCCGCCGUCCAUCCCGUCGAUACGGACGACGGCACCUACGAAAACGUAUACCUGUCCAGGCAGAGUAGCAAACGAAGCAGCAUAAGCACCUGCAGUUCCAGGACACCGUCCACUCACAGAAGAGGAAGCAAACGAAUGGUGGCGGCGGCGUUGAAAAACGUACCUCAAGCCGACGUUUGUCCGUGGGAAGGACUGGCGGAGGCGGUAAAGAAGCAGCAAAGCUUGAAAGCAGACGUUUGCCCGUGGGAAACAGAAACGCCUCAACAGCAAGACACAGUGACAAGGAAGGACAGUGGUCGGGGGGACGCGUGUCCUUGGGAGUCUCAAGAUCUUACGGAAAAUCCGUACGCCAUUCCGGUAAAGACCCAACUGUGUCUGAAGCCAUCCGUGGAUGUAUGUCCCUGGGAGGCAGCAGAAGCUCCUGUACCCAUCAUCAAACAAGAUAGCGAGUAUGCUAACGUUUGCCCUUGGGAAGAAGAAGUCGUGUAUGAGAACCUAAACCCUGUCCAGACCAAGGGGUCCCUCAAGGUGCCCACACGACGGGAAGCAGCAAAAGCCGCAGUCUUCCCUGGUGCGUCAAAAGAACAAGUUCCUGCCAUGCAUCAGGACAGGAAAAUGAACCGGACCCAAGAAAGUUGUCCGUGGGACUUUCCGGAGCCACCAAAAAUGACGGAUGGGAAAGCAGAGGCAACAGCUUCGCAAAUUACCAUCAAGGCAGAUAUUUGUCCUCGGGAUCCUGGACAACAGAUCGGGCGCCUGGAUUCCCAAGUAGAGAAGACACACAGCGUUCAAGGAAAUAUUGUCCCCUGGGAGACGUCAGAAUUGGAAAAACCGGAGCUCUCGGAAAUGUCCAGAAACAUCAGACAAGAUACUGCCCGUGAAAACGUCUGCCCGUGGGAGGACACCACGACGGUCGAAAUUGGGACCGAACGACCAAAGUCUACACCAAGGCAAGACAGCACAAGGGAAGAUGUUUGUCCUUGGGAGACAAAUGAGCCAAAUGUUCUGAAAAAGCAGGACAGUUCUAAAGAAAGUGCUUGUCCAUGGGAGACAGAAGAACCAAAAACCCUGAAAAAGCAGGACAGUUCCAGAGGAAGUGUUUGUCCAUGGGAGGCAGAAGAACCAAAAGCCCUGAAAAAGCAGGACAGUUCCAGAGAAAACAUUUGUCCAUGGGAGACAGAAGAACCAAAGGUUGUGAAGAAACAAGGUUCUGGAGAAAGUGUGGACCAGCCUAAGGUUCUGGAAAAGCAGGAGUCCUCUAGACAAAGUGUUUGUCCAUGGGAAACUGAAGACACAAUGUCUGCCAAGGGACAAGAUACCACAAGAGAUGUUUGCCCGUGGGAAAAGGAAAACCCUCAAGACGCUUCUGAAACUCAUGUGGGAGGAGACAAAGUUCUCAAGAAAGAGGACAGCUCUCGGGUUAGCGUCUGCCCUUGGGAGACUGAGGACGCCACAGAGCAAGAAACCUUGCUUUCAGAAACAGGAGGAACGAGCGGUGACCAAAGUGGCCCGCUUGGUACUCCUGCUGAAAUCCUGGAGCCGCAAACAUCAACCUCGCCCAGCGGCGAGAUAGAAGACAUAACAGAAGAACAGGACACAACGGACGAACUCAAAGCCAGCCUGGCACUAGGCCGUCGUGACGCCUUGUGUCCCUGGGAGAUGGCAAGAAGUCGCUCGGGAUCCUUCGCUGACAACAACUCUGACAUUUUCACGUGGGAGCCCGAGAACAUCCCUGAGGAAGACGAGGAAGACGAUGCCGAAUGCGCGGCGGAAGCGUUCAUAUUCCCGCCCGACUUGUGACCUCAAGGCCUGACGAGAACACGUGAAGGCUUUUCAAGGAACCGGGUUUUGAGGAGACCUUUUAGAGAUGCAU